This is a messenger RNA of Emiliania huxleyi CCMP1516, 969 nucleotides long. RefSeq lists its product as hypothetical. The annotation marks the transcript as partial. NCBI's taxonomy places the organism in Eukaryota, Haptophyta, Isochrysidales, Noelaerhabdaceae. The transcript has 11 exons. The record is from RefSeq and is a predicted model, not a curated record.
GCGGAGCUGGGCGUGGCAGGAAGGCGGCGCGGCAGGAGUGCGUCGUGUACGCGCGGCGGCGAGACACGCACGCCUUCCGAGCCCUUUGCCGCGCCGUCUCCUCCAUCUCUCGCGGAGCCGACGGCAGCGGAGGCGGCGAGUGCGGCGCGCGCCGCCGGGCUGGCCCGUGGAGCCAAGAGCCUCCUGGCCCGCUCGUCGACAGAGUCAGCGGCUUCGAGACGGUCCUCCUCGCCACGGCGCGCCCACGGGAAGUUGGGCCGAGGCUGCAGCGCUCCGGGGCAGGCCGAUUCGGCCGAGGCGGCGGAGGAGGCGGCGGCGGAGGGGGCGGUGGCGGGGGCGGGGGGAGCGGCGGCGGCGGCGGCGGCGGCCGUGGCGGCGGGCUGCGGCGGCUUCUGCGAGGGCUGGGGGCGUGGCGUGGGGUGUGGCGGCGGGUGCGGGGCGGGGGAGGUCUCGAGGCAAGCGCGCGGCGAGGGCGGGGAGGAGGAGGCCUCGAGACCGCGCGCGUGGAGAUGGACCGGCGGCGGCGGCGGAUGGACGCGUCGGUUCUCCUCGGAGAAGUUGUUGCGCCCGCGGGCGGCGGCGACGGCGGCGAUGAGGGUCUGCGUGUCCGCCUUCUCUCUCCAGGGGCCAGGGCGCCGCCUGCAUGGCGAGCACGUCGCCGUCGCGCACGGUCACAGCGUGGCCACGCUAACCGGCACGGGCAUGCUCGGGCUGGAGAUUGAGGAGGAGCCUUCCCUGAACCGUCUCGCAGCCUUCCCUACAGGCAUGGGUAUGCUCGAGCUCGAGAUCGACGGCGUCGCCUCCUCCUCCUUCACGCUGCCGUCGCCCGGCCUUUGCGUCGCCGCCUCCUCCUUCACGCUGCCGUCGCCCGGCCUUUGCGUCGCCGCCUCCUCCUUCACGCUGCUCGCCCACGGAGCCGCGCCGCAGACCGCGGCAGAGCGCUCGCGGCUCGCGGCGGCAGGCUGUUGA